AGAAUCCAGUGCCUUUGAAUGUUGGAAACCGGAGAGUAACAGCGUUAUGUUUCUACGGUCCAUGCACCGUCAAACAGUGCUGUCUACAAUUUACAGCGACGCAAUGAACACCAGCUCAGUAUUACUAGGUGCACUAUAGCACAGUGAUUUUACCUGAUGACAUCUAAAUCAAAGGCCCAGCUGGCACCGCUGCCAUGGACAGAGAUCCUUGCGUAUUGGGUGCUGUCCUUUGGCUCGCAUCUGUACUCUUUCUACCAUCUGCACAAGUUCUCUAAAGAGCACGAAGCAGGAUUAGAGAGAGAAUUCCAGUUGGAUAAAGGCCUUCUUAAGGAUUUUAAAAGGGACCCAUCAGACUUUGAGUGGAGUUUCUGGACUGAAUGGGCUAAGAAGUCUUUACUGUGGACCCUGACCGGUCAUGGUGUCAUAUCAAGACUGACCAGCAUCUUUUACCCCAAGCUUCGGAUUCCAGCACUCACAAUAUAUGGCCUCUUGGCAGCCAGCAGCGUGUUGGGGGUUAAAGGUGUGAGUGUGUUGCUGGUACAUCUGGGCCUGUCCUUUUCAGUGGCCCAACUGCGAAAGCCCUCUCUGUCAUGGGCAUGUAACCUGCUGCUGCUCUCCACACUUCACAUCCAACCACUACAAGAGAUCCAGAGAAGCUGGUACAGGACAGAGGAGGAGUACUAUCUGCUGCUCUUCAGUGUUGCUGUCUGUGGUCUGCGCUUCAUCAGCUUCAGCCUGGAGCAUUGCUGGCGUCCUCCAGACCAUGGUGGAGCUGUGCAGCUCUGUUGGUUGUUUUCAUACACCUUCUAUCAUCCUUUUUUCUACAAUGGACCCAUUAUCUCAUACAAAGACUACAUUGAGCAGAUGCGAAGGCCUGCUGAGGAGAGUGACAGGGACAAAUCUGCUUUGAGUUAUUUGGUGCUCAGGUCAGGACGGAUCAUACUGUGGUGGUGCAUUGCAGAAUACAUGAUCCAUGUAAUGUACAUGCACUCCAUCCAGUCUAAUGAGACCUACUUAGAAAUUCUUCCUCCUUGGGCCUUGGGCGGUCUGGCCCUGGCCCUCGUCCAGUUCUUCUAUGUAAAGUAUCUGGUUCUGUUUGGCCUUCCAUCCAUGCUGGCUACUUUGGAUAAACUAGUACCCCCAAAGCUUCCUUGCUGUGUCAGCAUCAUGUACAGCUUCACAGGGAUGUGGAGGCACUUUGACGAGGGGCUGUAUCGAUGGCUCAUCAGAUACAUCUAUGUGCCAUUGGGAGGUUCGCGACAUGGCCCUCUUUACAAAAUGUUAUCCACUGGCCUUGCGUUUGGAUUCGUCUGCCUCUGGCACGGUGGCCAUGACUACUUACAGUACUGGGCCCUGAUGAACUGGGCUGGAGUUCUGGUGGAAAACGGAUUGAAGUCUCUCUUUGCUUCAUCCUUUAUUCACUCCAUUGUUGAGCAGAAUUUCUCUGCAACAAUGAAAAGACGUUCCAUUGCCCUUCUCUCUGCCUUCUCCACUGCCAUGCUCAUCCUGUCUAAUCUGGUGUUCCUUGGGGGGAUACAUGUUGGCAAAAUCUUCUGGAAGCGUGUCUUCAUUCAAGGCUGGUCUACCAUGGCCCUGCCUAUGCUGGCUUUCCUCUACUGCUUUGCUCAGGUUGGACUUGAAUGGACUUCUCGCCCACCAUGAGUCACCUUGACUCUGUAUCGGAGUGAGAAUCUGUGCUGCCGGACAAACCAGAACUACAGUGCCUUGUUCUCACCACCCGGGUUCUCUGUGGAGAAUGUGGCUCACAGCCACAGAACCUGUCCAGAUCUGGCUGAAGUGCAGCUGAGCAGCCGCUUUCCACAACCUGCAGGACCAGGCAAAAUCCGUCUGUAAGCUCAGACUUAAAGGAUCAGUGUUGAUUCUCUCUAAGGAGAGAGUUUCCUGUACUUCAUGGAAAAUUUAAGUGCACAUAAACUGUAACUAAAUGAGUGUGAUGUUGUAAAUUCAGGGCAGUCUCUAAUAUAAGUCAUAUUUUGCCUUGGCUGUGUUGAGGCAUGUUUUAUAAUAAGCUGCCAUGAAUCACUGUUAUUCUAAGAAACUGUAAAGGGAAAUAUGGACGUUGAAUCUGUGUUGGUUAUAUGACUCUGAUAAGGUAUUGCUCAGUGGUGCGGUAAGCUGGAGAAACGCUGAUUUCACAUUUACUGUCCUCUAUCAGCUCGGCUACAAAAACAGCUGUGUAUUCAGAGGCGGUCAGUGGGCACAGAAGACUGAAUAGAGCAGCAGGGACCUGAUCAGUGUCAUUAUUUCCCUGUAGGAUGACUCUAAUAUUAGUUGAUGUAUUGUUUACACUAGCUUUUUAAUUCAGCACAAACUGGAAUGCAGAGGAAACCAGAUUUCGGAGUGAGGAUUUAAAAAACAGAUUUCCCAUACAUUGAGAAACUCCUUCAGCCUUUCUCAAAUCAACUCAUAAAACUCCUCCAGAACUCAUUGUCAACUUUGCUGAAAGACUUUUUCAGCAGCUUUUACAGAGAGGUUCUGUGAGUAUUUGUAAAGGGUAAGUUGCUGUUCCACAUUCUUCAACAAAUCCCAUUAAAAGAUCAAAACCAACAAUGUGUUCAUCAGUUUCUCAAUAACUUAUGAAAUCCCUGCACUGUCUAUAGCACUCAGCCUCAAGUCCACUUACCCCCCUCUCCUUCCUCCCUAGACAAGACUCAAAUUGUAACGGACAUUUAUUUUAACAUAUAUAGGAAAUAAAAAUCUGAUUAUUCGAUAAUGUUAAAAAUCAUUAUUGGCAGAUUAAGUGAGGGUCAACCGAUUUUUAACCAGCGAGUUGAUGUUUAGUUCUUGGUGAUAAUUUCUUGAGAGUGCUGGAAUCUGUGCUUUACAUUUAAGAUCACAAUAAAUAAUUUACUCUGUAACACAGU
Messenger RNA from Toxotes jaculatrix (banded archerfish), 2885 nucleotides. RefSeq names its product hedgehog acyltransferase (gene hhat). The record is from RefSeq and is a predicted model, not a curated record. Bases 157 to 1662 code for a protein of 501 amino acids. Gene Ontology annotation, molecular function: palmitoyltransferase activity. The transcript has 12 exons. Gene Ontology annotation, biological process: protein palmitoylation. Gene Ontology annotation, cellular component: endoplasmic reticulum. Lineage: Eukaryota; Metazoa; Chordata; Actinopteri; Toxotidae.